This is a messenger RNA of Cryptomeria japonica (Japanese cedar), 1006 nucleotides long. RefSeq names its product probable histone H2A variant 1. Gene Ontology annotation, cellular component: nucleosome. Lineage: Eukaryota; Viridiplantae; Streptophyta; Pinopsida; Cupressales; Cupressaceae. The coding region runs from base 266 to 703 and encodes 145 amino acids. The record is from RefSeq and is a predicted model, not a curated record. The transcript has 3 exons. Gene Ontology annotation, molecular function: protein heterodimerization activity; DNA binding; structural constituent of chromatin.
UAAUGCAUGUCUCUCCUCUCACACAAAUUCAUUUCAUUUCAUCGGGUGGUUCAGUUGAAUGACAAGUCAAACAAGCCUGGAACACCGAAUCCCCCCACCACCUCCAAAUCCAUCCAUUACACCAUUGCUUUUCAGUUUCUGUUUCAGUUGCAGGAUCUGAAAGACACCAUCUGGAGGAGCUUCUGAGGUUCUAGAUCUUGGACAGAGUGUCCUAAUUCUAUUGUUGAAAGUUGGUUGAAGUGAAUCUAUAUAGCCCACAGAGAAAAUGGUUGCAGGUAAAGGUGCUAAAGGUCUUCUUACAGGGAAGUCCUCCUCUGCUGUUGCUGUUAACAAUAAGUCUAACAGUAAUGACAAGGCUGAUAAGAAGAAGCCAAUCAGCCGGUCAUCUCGUGCAGGCCUCCAGUUUCCAGUUGGGCGUAUCCACCGGAUGUUGAAAUCCAGAGUAUCUGCAAACGGGAGAGUGGGGGCAACAGCAGCAGUAUAUUCAGCAGCUAUAUUGGAGUAUCUGACUGCAGAAGUUCUGGAACUGGCAGGAAAUGCCAGUAAAGAUCUGAAGGUGAAACGCAUCACUCCAAGGCAUCUGCAGCUUGCUAUCAGGGGAGAUGAAGAGCUUGAUACUUUGAUCAAGGGUACCAUUGCUGGUGGUGGUGUCAUCCCUCACAUUCACAAAUCCCUCAUUAACAAAUCCACAAAGAAGGAUUAGCUCUCUGUAUUUGGACCAGAGACAAACAUCUCAGUAUAGAAUGUAGACUGACAGUGUUCUGCUCAUGUAAAUGACUGGAUAUGGUGACUGGUGUGUGUUUAAUUUAAGAAAUUAAGGCUAUUAGUCCUUAAUUUGUGAUAUGAUUUGUCAUAGUUCCUUACAGUGGCCAGGUGGUUUCUUGAGAUUGGUAUUAAAUUUUCCCUUACGUGGGAUAUUAAUUUUAAUGCCCCAAUACCUCCCAAUGUGAGACAGAUUGAAAUUUUACCAUUAUUAUUAUUGUCUUUAAAAAGUAAAAUUUUGGAA